AUGGAGUGCAUAGUUAAUAAGAUUAAAUGGAGCCCGAGAGAUCCUACUAGCCAUAGGCAGCAGCACUAUCCUUGCUGCAUUCCGUGCUUGCUUUUUGGGAAGCAGUAUCCGAGCCAAUCAACUGACCUGUUGAUCGGUAGUUGUGGACGCUCUUCAAUGCCUGGGAUCUGGCGACCUUUCCAAAUGGGUCCCGAAUGGAUUCUACCGACCCCUUCACAUCAGCCGACAGGGGAUGGAUCUCAAGAACCCGAUGCCGGCAUUGCCGAUCGGAGACUUCCUGCGAUGCACGAUAAUACUAUUUUGAUCCCGGGAUGCUGGCUUGAAACCAGCGGCCAAUACGCAUUUUUGGUGGCAUGUUAUGGAUCCUUAGGUAAAGCAGGACUGAACAAGGACCCGAGCAUCAGGCACCGGUACAUGAUCGCGGCCAGCUGGAGGAUAUUUUCGGGUUUGUUGUUGUGCGGCGGCUCGGAUAUCAUUUCUCUCCCUGUCUAUCAAGGCAGCCACAUCCGCUCUAGUGGUGGUUCGGCACCUAUCACGGCCCUUCCACUAGCGACUAGACUAUCUACCACCACGACCGUAAUGUCUGCGGCACUGUCCUUAAGAACCUUAACUCAAUGGUUCACCUCUGAUGGCGAGCUAAUCGGGGUUGAAAUAACCGACAGAGGUCCUUCCAAACUGUUCGAGCCAAGAAUGGAGCCUUUCCCGUUCAAUAUCACAGAACACGUUGUUGAUUGCCAGCAUAUUCGAGAGUAUGCUCGUGCAACUCGAAGUACAAAUGAUGCACUAAAGCUUGCGGUCAAACAAUACACACCAAAGUCGAAUCCAAAUCCUCAACCCGGUGAUGUGACUAUCAUUGGAGCAACUUCUGUUGGAUCCCCUAAGGUGAGUCGUGACGUAUAUUUACACAGUAUACUGUGCUUCGAUGCAUGA
Aspergillus niger is the source of this 930-nucleotide messenger RNA. RefSeq lists its product as uncharacterized. Bases 1 to 930 code for a protein of 309 amino acids. The record is from RefSeq and is a predicted model, not a curated record. Lineage: Eukaryota; Fungi; Ascomycota; Eurotiomycetes; Eurotiales; Aspergillaceae. The transcript has 7 exons.